CAGUACGGCUGCUCUGACUCAGCCUACAGCCCCCGCCCCGAUAACUGUAGUAGUGUUUCACAAUCAAGUCUGCGUUCCGCUGAGGUAAGCAACACAAAGGGCAGGUACCCGUGGCCUUUUCUCUGCACUCCAGUGAGCAUGGCUUUCCUGUCCGUGUUCACGCCUGUUCUGGCGGUGGUUUUAUGCCUGGUGAUAGGCUUCGUGCUGGUGAAAUCAUGGGACACAGAGACCACUUCCACAUCUCCAGGCAAAAGUAAAGGGGCGACAAAAGGGGAGAAAAGACCAUGGGUGGACCAGGACUUACAGGACGAUACAGAAAUCACAGCAAAAGAAGACGAUGGUGAUGCUGAUGAUGAUUGGGGGGACAGCACUGAAGAGGAGAACCUCACACAACUGCCUUAUUCACCGCAGCGAUACCCUGAGGAGACAAUGCUGCAAAGGUCCAAGGAGUUUUACACUUUGAUGAACCAACGGAGGUCUGUCCGAUUCAUCAGCCCGGAGCCUGUCCCACGGGAAGUCAUCGAUAAUGUCAUCCACACUGCAGGUACAGCACCUAGCGGAGCACACACAGAACCCUGGACGUUCAUUGUGGUGUCAGAUCCAGAUAUAAAGCAUCAAAUUAGACUGAUAGUUGAAGAGGAGGAGGAGAUGAACUACCGCCAGAGGAUGGGGGAAAAAUGGGUUCAGGAUUUGGCCAAAUUGAGGACAAAUUGGAUUAAGGAGUACUUGGAUGUUGCUCCAUAUCUGAUCCUCAUCUUUAAACAGACCUACGGGAUUCUCCCAAAUGGCAAGAAGAAAACGCACUACUACAACGAAAUCAGCGUGUCCAUAUCCUGUGGGAUCCUCCUGGCUGCAUUACAGAAUGCGGGUCUUGUUACCGUCACAUCUACGCCCCUCAACUGCGGCCCCAAACUCAGACUUUUACUUAAACGCCCGGCGAACGAGAAGCUGCUGAUGCUACUUCCUGUUGGUUAUCCUGCCUCUGAUGCUACUGUGCCUGACUUGAAACGCAAGCAUCUGGAUGAUAUUUUGGUGCAUGUGUGAGAAAAUGAGAUGUCUUCAUCAAAUUCUUUGCCUGUAGCUGAGAAAUCAACCAAGCAGAUGCCUGAUGAGAAUUAGAAGUGCUUUCACAGUAGAGAGAAGCAGAGAGUGAGGCUUCUUUAGAUCAGUCUUUAAAUGUUUAAGAUAGACAAUCAAGAGAGGAUGGCAUGAAUCUUUCAUAGCUUACUAAUUGCUAACCUAGCUUUUGAAGGCAAAGUAGUGAACAUUUGGUUGGCUUAUUUGGGUUUAGCAUAUUUCUAUCAUGCAAAUUUCAAAUACAUAACCAGCAAAAAUUCUUUGA
Molecule: messenger RNA, 1342 nt
Organism: Maylandia zebra (zebra mbuna)
Lineage: Eukaryota; Metazoa; Chordata; Actinopteri; Cichliformes; Cichlidae
Gene: iyd
Product: iodotyrosine deiodinase
Cellular component (GO): plasma membrane
Molecular function (GO): oxidoreductase activity
Source: RefSeq, a predicted model, not a curated record